AUGUCAAUUCUGGAUUUCGCGAAAGAUCUCUUGUACGAUCUUAAGUAUGCUCAGGAUGAGUCGGCUCCAGAACCUGGAAAUCUACGGAUGAGCGAACGACCCAUCAUAUUCUUAGUUCACUCUAUGGGCGGACUGAUUGUGAAGGAGGUAUGA
Molecule: messenger RNA, 153 nt
Organism: Trichoderma virens Gv29-8
Lineage: Eukaryota; Fungi; Ascomycota; Sordariomycetes; Hypocreales; Hypocreaceae
Exons: 2
Coding region: 1-153 (50 amino acids)
Source: RefSeq, a predicted model, not a curated record